CUGAGCCCUCAUAGCUAUUUACGUAAAUUUCCUGGUUUACCAAAAUUGUACGAUUUUGUUUGAUAAUAUAAUAUAAAUAUUCAACGAUUGUUUUCAUGAAGAUUGAAUAAAUUUCUCUUGAAUAAACAGUGUUCUCCAAAUGAAUGUUUAUCUUCAAAUACAGAAAUAUAUUACCUGUUUUGGGCAUCUGAAGAAGUAAUUGACAUUGACAAUAGCUCACAGAGCCUUUUUGAAUCAAAAUAAAGGAAACUCUUUGGUCGUCAAAUUUACCUUUGAAAGCUUAUUGUCUAUAUAUGAGAACAGAUUUAUCUCUAUAAAACAUUUUAACAAAUUAAGAACAUUGUGAAUGUCGUCUCUUUGCAAACCUGUUUUUAUUUAACCGUUCCACCAAUCUCAAUAUAUUUUGGCGGCGACUCUGUAGGACGGUAACAUUGUUCAUACCAGUAAUUCAGUAUUUGCCCGACAUGCAAUAUGUUUUUGUUGCUGAUAUUGUUUAGUAGUGUUAUUGUAGAAGCACAGUAUGAAGUACCUGAAGCCCUGGUGGAACCAUUGUCGCCAAAAGGAUUCAGAGUGUCCAUACCAGAUGAAGAAGGUAUCAAACUGUUCGCCUUCCAUGGGAAGAUAAACGAAGAAAUGAUCGGAAGAGAAGCAGGGACAUUUUCUAGAGACAUACUCAAACCAAAAAAUGGAAGAUGGACAUUUGUUGAUACAGCCACCAAAUUGAAAGUGGGCGAUAUAAUUUAUUAUUGGACAUACGUAGAAUAUUCUACAGAUGGAUCAAAUAAGUUGGGAUUCCCAAAAGAUGACCAGAUGUUUACAGUUACAGGAUUAUGAAUUUGUUAUUUAUGCUAACCGGUCUGAAACACUCUUCAUCCGAAAUAGAAUUCUGAGAAUAAAGCCUGAGUUAACUGAUGAUGUUUUUGGCCCAGAAUCCGUUUAUAAAUCCUAUGAUUUUGGAGAAAAUUGUACUGCCAUUCCUGGAUCUCAAGACUGUCAAAUUAGACCAGACGCAGGUUUCAUUUUGCCACCUGUGAUUUCAUCACAAAUCAACACCCGUGGAAAAUUCUCAUUCAAAUAUGGAAAAAUUGAAAUAAGAGCUAAGCUUCCACAAGGGGACUGGAUAUAUCCAGAACUCUACCUCAAUUCUGUGAAUGAAGAAUACGGAUCUGGUUAUGACUCAGGACAAAUAAGAGUCGCGUUUACUGAAGGAAAUGAGGGAUCUGAUAAUGUUUUACGGGGCGGAGUUAUUCUAGGAUCAAGCACCUCCGCUAGGAGCUUUGGAAUGAAUUCAAUUGAGAAAAGUAAACGUUGGAGCAAUGAGUUCCAUAGAUUUGCUGUAACUUGGAAACCAGAUAAUAUCGUAUUGAGUGUCGAUGGAAAGGUAUAUGGUUCUAUAUAUCCUCCAACUGGUGGCUUUUCAUCAUUGGGACAAGAGUUGAGCAAUAAAAAUUCCGAACGGUGGAAAACGGGUUCUGUAUUGGCUCCUUUUGACAAAGAGAUGUUUAUCACUCUGGGUGUGGGGGUUGGUGGCUUCAACAUCGAAGAUAGAACAGAUGGAAGUAAGCCUUGGAAGAAUGGGGAGAGACUGAGUAUGAAAAAGUUUUACAAAGCCGCUCCCAAUUGGAAAACUACCUGGAAUGAUAACAGUUUGAUGUCUAUAGAUCAUGUAAAAGUUUGGGCAUUAUAACAUUAUUUCCAUCUUGCCAUUUUUUAUAUGAAAAAACAAUUUCAGAAAGCAAUAAAUUGAAUUGAUAUCAAA
Molecule: messenger RNA, 1759 nt
Organism: Leptinotarsa decemlineata (Colorado potato beetle)
Lineage: Eukaryota; Metazoa; Arthropoda; Insecta; Coleoptera; Chrysomelidae
Biological process (GO): carbohydrate metabolic process
Molecular function (GO): carbohydrate binding; hydrolase activity, hydrolyzing O-glycosyl compounds
Source: RefSeq, a predicted model, not a curated record